ACAGAAUCCCAGUCUGCGGGGGCGUCAUUCACUGCGGAGCAUGUCAACAGGAAGUAGUUAAUGUUGGCGGCUUGGGGGAAAUCGAGAAGGCUUUGGUUGACAAGAAACACCCACCAAAAUGGCUGAGUCAGGUGACAGACAAGGCAGGGUGAGGAAGAAAUCUGCUAAAGUUCUGGAGAUGGAGGAGUUUGAAGAGGCAGAGAAGAAACAGUUCACCAAGAAGGGAGCCGUGGAUGUUUCCAAGGCAGUGAAGUCACCAACAGCACCAGCUGUGCCAACAGCUCCAACACUGCCAGCUACACCCAGUCCAACUGACCCACCACCUGCAAAGAAGCCAAAAAUUAAGACAGAAAAAGUAGAGGUCUCUCCUAUAGCUAAACAACUGCCUGUUACACCACCUCAAGUCAAAAGCAGUUCACAGGCUGUAAAAACGGGUCAGACACCCAGCAGUGUCAUCAAGUUCCUGUUGAGCUCACCUGCUAUUCCCACCACUCCAUCUGUCAGCACUAAAGCUGUGACAAAGACUUCGCCCAAUUCUGAACUCAGUCCAGGACAGUUAAGUCCAAAUGUGAAGAAAACACUAAAAGCCAAAGUAAAGCUUGAACCGGGUGGAAUUUUAAUGGAAGAUGAUGAAGAAGAUAUGAUCCUCUCAGAACCUGUGCCAGAGCUCAUUAAACAGGAAGUAGAUAUUAAACCUAAAUUACUUCUAACACCCAAACCACAAGUUCCAACUGCUAUUCCAGUUGUUACUCCCCCCACUGCAUCAUCCAAGCCUAUAGAUGCUGCUGGGAGUAUGGACAGUUUGAAAAUGAAGCUUCUUCUAUCACCGAGGGAAAAAAAGCCAAAGGCUUCUUUUGAACAAAUGCUGGAAUCAGGUAAUCAAGCCACAGCCUUAGCCUUAGCAAAAUCUGUUAAGAAGAAGAAAAAGAAGACAGUUGAUGCCAGUGCUGUUCCUAAAGAACCAUCUACUUCUAAACCUGUCGUUCCGUCCGAGAGUCCGAGUGCAUCUGAGGCCAUGCCCAAUCUGGCUGCUCUGGUUACGUCCGGUAAAAAGAAACAUUCGAGUAAGAAGAAGGUAAAGCCUGCUCAGACCCCUGGACCGGCCACCCCCAGCAUGGACACGAAUCUGGGCGCUUCUUUUAACUCCAGCAAACUGAGUGACAGUCCAAUAGACGUGGAGUAUGAACCAAAUCUGGUCAUCGCUGAUGAUGGAGAUAAAGUCAAAUCCAAGAAGAAGCUGAGUGGAAGUGGUAGCAAGGCCAAGAAGAAGCAUGGUCAAGAAACGGGUAGUGAAGGUUCUCAUCCGGCGCCACCUGAAGGAGACAUAGCUGCACUUGCUGCCAAGGUGAAGGUUGGAGACAAGAAGAGUGGGAAGAAGAAAGAGAAAGAGAAGGAGAAAGAAGAAUCUGACCUGCUUAGUAAGAAACGGAAACGCCCACCUACAGCCUACACUCUUUACUGUAAUGCUCAUCGGGCUAAACUAGUCGCUGAAAACCCAGGCAUUGAUUUUGCCCAGAUUAGCAGGCGUCUUGGAGAGAUGUGGCAGACAUUAACAAAGAAAGAAAAAUGGUGUUGGAAAAGGAAAGCCAAGAAGAUGGCUGGGAAGGGUUCCACCCUCAUCAGCACAGGGAAGGGCAACAAGCCCAAACCUACAGUCUCCACACCCCCUGCCCCAGCUACACCCACUGCACCUACCCUGCCUGUUGCUAAGCCCAUGGUGCCACACCAGGGGCCUCUACUGUAUUACAUAGCCAAUUUACUUCAGGGGAGGAGUAAUUGGCACUCAGUCCCAUCAAGGUGUGGAUUUGGAACAGAGCCUGUUGAUGUGGCGGCCCAUCUGAAGCUUCUUGGGGAGUCUCUCAGUAUCAUUGGGAUGAGGCUGCAGGAACACAAGGGUCUGAUAGCGGUGCAGGGUAGUAUGUCCGUGCUUCUAGACUCACUACUGUGUUCAUUCGGACCUCUCAUGUGUCUCACACAGCAGGUGCCGGAAAUCAAUGGCUGCUCACGAUCCACGCAUGGCAAAACACUUGAUAACAUCGCCUAUGUCAUGCCAGGACUAUGAUGACCAGUGACUUGUAUCAUUGCACAGUGAUGACAGACUUGUAUCAAUGUUCAUCAGAUUCAUUAUUGCAUUGUAUGUGACCAUGGUUUUCCAAACUGGAACUGACAGUUGUUCAAUAUCUGCUAUAAAUUAGUAGAAAAUGCAAUCUGGUCAUUCUGUUGUUCAACUACGUUGGAUGUUUGCUGAUUUUUAGAAAGACCUUUUUGAAAAGAAGUGCUACAGAUAUCUUAGUUUGGAAAUAUGAUUUCGUAUCCAGUGCAAUUAAGUAGAAUCGGUAGGUAAAAUAUACAAAUUGAUCACUCAUAUACAGACAUAUAAAAAAUUUAGUUUCAUUUGUAUGAAGGAAUGGCAGAAAGAACAGUGCUGUGAAGUAGGUCACUGAUGUCAGCAUCCAAAGCAUAGUUCCACAGAGCGAUCUUAGCGCUAAGGUGAUUGUAUUUCCAGGGUCCAGACCCACAAAGCAUUUGUAACGUUACGACCUGUUGUAACUACAGCUUUCCAUAGGCUUAUGAAUGUCGUAGCGCUACGAAUGCUUGUGCUUUAACGUAGGCUGAGUGUUUAUCGUAUUGUUUAGAUCUGUUCGUGGAACGCGGCCAAGAGGUAAAUGAUUGUUACAUCAAAGUGUGCUAAUUGUUGAUUAAGAACGUCCAUCAUGUUGUUGUCAUUAUUUAUCAUUAUAAAUAAAACAUCAUCAUUCUCUA
Haliotis rubra (blacklip abalone) is the source of this 2763-nucleotide messenger RNA. RefSeq names its product HMG domain-containing protein 4-like. The transcript is spliced from 10 exons. Lineage: Eukaryota; Metazoa; Mollusca; Gastropoda; Lepetellida; Haliotidae. Bases 119 to 2062 code for a protein of 647 amino acids. The record is from RefSeq and is a predicted model, not a curated record.